Messenger RNA from Sycon ciliatum, 6074 nucleotides. Its product is annotated as kinesin-like protein KIF21A. Gene Ontology annotation, molecular function: microtubule motor activity; ATP binding; microtubule binding. The record is from RefSeq and is a predicted model, not a curated record. Gene Ontology annotation, cellular component: microtubule associated complex. Bases 320 to 5503 code for a protein of 1727 amino acids. The transcript is spliced from 47 exons. NCBI's taxonomy places the organism in Eukaryota, Metazoa, Porifera, Calcarea, Leucosolenida, Sycettidae. Gene Ontology annotation, biological process: spindle elongation; mitotic spindle organization; microtubule-based movement.
GAUGCAUCCACAACAACAUCCAACAGCCGACAACCACCCACAGCUCCAGGGCCAGGCACAUCUGUGACAGUGGAAUUGGAGGUCCUCGUAUCGCCAGUUACUAGAGUUAGUCGAAAACUCUUCUUCUGGGGUACGCCUGUCGUCAACGAUGUUUUCGCUCUCUUUGCCAGACUGGAAAAUGUCGUGCUGAACUUGAAGAAUGAAGUGUGGCAAAAGCGAAAAUCUCGUAAUUCUGGGUGCCAAUCAAUUUAUUGUCUGAGUGACCCUUGCAACUGGAACGACUUUAUAUCGGCCGUAUUGAACUGGUUGUGUGGUGGAAAUGGCUGACGAGUCAGUUCGCGUUUCGCUGCGGAUUCGUCCGCAGAGCGCGCGAGAGAGGAUCGAUUUGUGUCGUGUGUGUACGGUGUGUACGCCUGGCAUUGAGCAGGUCGUACUGGGCAAGGACAAAGCGUUCACCUAUGACCAUGUGUACGACAUGGAUACGCAACAGGAGUCAUUGUACAAGUCGUCUGCUGAGAACCUCGUGGAACGCUGCUUUGAAGGGUACAAUGCUACAAUCAUGGCGUAUGGACAGACUGGUGCUGGGAAGACGUUCACCAUGGGAACAGGAUUCGAUGUCGACGUUGGCUCCGUGGACUUGGGCGUGGUGCCCCGUGCUGUUGAGCACAUCUUUAAUGGCAUUCGUUCUCGUCAGUUAGCUGCCCAGGAAGCUAGCCUACCACCGCCGCAGUUUCAGCUAGAGGCAGAAUUCAUGGAGCUGUACAACGAAGAGAUUGUGGACUUGUUUGAUGCCAAUCAGGGUAACAGGAAAGGCCUUCGUAUACACGAGGACGGGGGACGGAUAUUUGUUGCAGGCAUGAGCUCCAGGAAAGUCUCAUCGGCCGAGCAGACAAUGAAAACGCUGAAGGAAGGAGCACUGUCCCGUACCACUGCCAGCACAUCGAUGAAUGCCCAGUCGUCUCGAUCGCACGCCAUCUUCACACUGCAUAUCACCCAGCAGAGGCUAAUCAGUUCGACGUCGGCGGAGAAUGACGAGGCAUCUACGGAGCAGCUGACGGAGAAUGGCAAUGGCUCUGAGCUGUCCUCAUCGCCAAACCAAUCCUCCGACAGUAGCACGGCCAAUGGUGCCGGUGGCAGUGUGGACUUUGAAACCCUGUCUGCCAAGCUGCACUUUGUGGAUCUGGCUGGUUCGGAGAGGCUGAAGCGCACCGGUGCUACUGGUGAUCGGGCCAGGGAAGGAAUCUCCAUCAACUGUGGCUUGCUUGCCCUGGGAAACGUCAUCAGUGCUCUCGGUGAUAAGAGUAAGCGUGCCUCACACGUACCGUACAGAGACAGCAAGCUAACGCGACUGUUACAAGAUUCACUGGGUGGAAACAGCCAAACGUUGAUGAUAGCAUGCAUCAGUCCAACAGACCGUGACUUCAUGGAAACGCUGAACACCUUGAAGUAUGCCAACAGAGCCAGGAACAUCAAGAACAAAGUCAGUGUUAAUCAAGACAAGGCCUCCCAGCAGAUCUCCGCACUCAGGGCUGAAAUACAACGCCUGAAUUCAGAGCUGGAGGAGUUCAAGACUGGUCGGCGCUCAGUUUCAGAGGACGGUGGCACCAUCAUCAACAAUGAUCAGGUCUUUGAAAUCUCUAUGCUGCGUGCUGAGAACGACAAGAUGAAGCUGAGAGUGCGUGCUCUCCAAGAUACUGUCGAGCAGCAAGCCAACCGCCUGGCACAACAACAGCUCAAAUUAGACCUUCCUGAAGCUGGCGAAGGCGAAGCGUUGAGUGAAGACGACGAAAGUGUUUCGAAGCUCAUUGGACAGUACCUUCGGGAGAUUGAGAACCUGAAGGGACAGCUGCUGGAAAGUGAGUCUCUGGCCAAAGUUGGGCCGCCGGCAUCUCCAUACCGUCGCAUGUCACCGUGUGUUUCGCGAACACAGUCGCGUAUUCAGCACCCCCACGGAGCGUCGUCACUUGUGGGCAGUUCAGUACCGGAGAGCCUAUUGCUGGAGGCACAUUCGGAUCUAGCCCGCAUGAAGGAACAGCAGGAGAAACUCGUGGGUGGCAGGUCUUCCACGGCAGGACCAUCAAAGAAGUCGCCGGGUAGCAAGGGCAACUCAUCUGGCAGUAACGUGGGUGCUGAUGCCAGAAGCAGUGACGAGGAGCAAGUAGAAGAUGAGGAACCUGCAGCACCUGCUAGUGACAAUGAGGUCGGUGAUGGUUCUGGAAGUGACAGUGAGUCAGGAAGUUCAUCCGCUGAAGAUGGUCAGAGUCUGGAGGGUGACAUAGCUGAGCUUUCGUCGGAGAUAUCAAUCAAGCAACGUCUGAUUGAUCAGCUACAGGCAAGCCAGCAACAGCUACAGUCUAUGCGGAAGCACUAUGAGGAGCAGCUCCUAGUCUUGCAGACCAAAAUCAGAGAAACAGAGACGGAAAGGGAUCAAGUACUGACCAAUUUGGAGAAUCGAGGCUCCGUCUCGGAGGAUCAGGUUCGCAAAGUGCGCUCUGACUUUGAAGGAAAGUUGAAGAAUCUCAAGUCUGAGCUGACCAAGAUGAAAACAGCCAAGAAUGAGCACCAGCAGCUGCUCCGUGCAAAGUCCCGCAACGAAGAGAAGCUGAAGCAGCUUCAGACGGACCUACAGGAGAUGAAGAAAGCUCGGGUGAAAAUGAUGCGUGAAAUGAGAGACGAGUCCGCAAAGAAUCGUGAACAGGAGGCGAGGCGUGCCAGGGAGAUUCAACAACUCAAGAAAACCUCGCGGAAACAUGAAAGUCACAUCAAAUCACUCGAAGCAGAACGACAGCGGCGUGAAAAUGUGCUGCGACGGAAGAAUGAAGAGGUUGCCAUGUUGAGGAAGCAAAAACAGGCGGCUGCACCAGCAUCUUCAUCAAGACCAGCUACGCGUACUUCAUCACAGCCAUCUUCCAAUCAGUCCAUGAUGGCUUCUAACACCUAUCAGUCCCAGUCUUCCCAGAGAGCUGUAUCGGCGGCACCUUCCGGUGGUAGCGGUGGCAUCAGAAAGCGAUCAAGACGCGUAUCGUCAGUGUUCUCAACAACAGGUGGAAAGCGGAAAUGGCAACGUCUAGAAAGAGUUGUCAACGAUGCCAUUUCACAACGGCAGACUCUGGCCAGUUUGGAGCAGGAUAUGGACCGACUAUUUUCUGAGCGUGACCGCCUCGGUCAUGAGGUCAAAGACUGCACUCGCCGCCGAGAAGACGCCGUACUCAGCAUGCAGGAUGAUGUCAGUAUAAGCUUCCAGGAAGAACAGCUCGAAGCCCUGGGAGCUCAUUUAGAAUAUGUCCAGUCCAAUAUCGAUGAGCGGCAGGAUGAGAUCAUGCAGUUCAUGGAGGCAAAGGAUGAAGGUGAUACUGUUGUUGCAACUGGCCUCUUACAAAGCUGCUCGAUGAAGGAAGCACGCUACUUGCUCGACCACUUCCUCCAGCUCUCCAUCACAAUGGGUGUACAAUCUGUACAACAUGAGACGGAUGCGAAGCAGCUGCGCGGUCGUCUGCAGCAGUCUGAGCAGCAGCUUAAAGUCCGUGAGCAGAUGCUGCUCAACAUGGCGGCGGAUGAUGGGGGUGACUCGCUGUUGAGGAGAGAGUCGUCGCCAGCGCGCACCACGGCCGCUGCCAGUGAUUCUGUACUGCAGAUUUCACCGAUUCGACCCAAGUCUCGACCAAGGAGUAUUUCGAAUCCUGACGAAAGUGGAAUAAUGUCGGCUUUGGGGGCUCUGGAUGCGACCUUCACAAUACCUGGUCCUGAGCUGCUGAAGGAACUGGGCACAACAGCACCAACAACAGUACCCACAUCUCGGCAGGCUAAGUCGCGUCGAAAGACAGACGCUCAGACUGAUCUGCUUCGCCAUCUGAAGCGAUUCUCCUCCCCCGACAUCGCAUUGUCAUCAGAUGAUGCAUGCAGUCCUAUGACGUCACUGCCACCUGCAUCCGAUCCUAUGACGUCACUGCCACAAGCAUCCAAUCCUAUGUCAUCACUGCCACGUGCAUCCAAUCCUAUGACAUCACUGCCACAUGCAUCCAAUCCUAUGACAUCACUGCCACAUGCAUCCAGUCCUACGACGUCACUGCCACCACCAUCCUUAGUUAGGAGUGAUUCACAGCCAUCUGCACCAGACACAACAACUGCAGUGGUUGGUUCUAUACCGGUGACGUCAUCGCUGCCACCAAUGCCUAUGUCGCGUGAUGGAAGUGGCGGACUGUUACAACCGACAUCGGUGUCGUUGAGCGGUAGUGACAGUUCGCUGACUACAAAGGAUGAUAGCAGCAUGCUGCGACGGCCUCGCUCUUACACCGAAGAUCAGAGAGCCUACAAGCAGCUUGGAGUUUCUCCACAAGUCAUGCGGAAGAAGGACUCGUCGUCAUCGGAUCUGACAUCGUCGCUACCGGGAAAGCUGCCUGUUCGCAACUCCGAGGACGUGUUCAAGCGUCUCACCAACGAUACGUCAAGUCAGCCGGAGGUUGUGCAUGGCUCGCGUCGCCAUGGUACCAUCACGGCCACAGCACAGCGUCGUGGUGACAAGAGUCAGGUUCUCUCGUGCACGCACACGGUUGAAGGCCAUAGUCGUCCAGUCACCGCUGUUGCCUCCAGUAGUACUGCUCUCUUUACUGGAUCACAAGAUCGCACUGCCAAGAUCUGGGAUCUAGGUGCAGGCAAGGAAGUAGUGUCUCUCGGAGGACAUCCCAGUUCUGUUGUGUCCGUACGCUACGCUGACAAGAGUGGCCUGGUGUUCACUGCGUGCCAGUCGAUUGUAAAAGUGUGGGAUGUACGCGACGGCCAAAUGAAGUGUGUCAAGGUUCUUGGUCCUGCAGGUAAUAGCAGUGGCACGGCUACAGCAAGCAGUAGCAGUGAGAGUGUGAACGACAUGUGCCUGAGCCAUGACGAGAGCAUCCUCUACACGACGUGUGGCAGUUCGGUGCGUGUCUGGGAUGUCAACAAAUUCCAGAGUCUUGGUCGGCUAGUUGGCAGCACUGCACCUGUUUCAACUCUUCUCCUAUUGUCCGGCUCUCACUUGCCACGCGAUGCUAGUACUGGCAGCAUGUUACUGGCUACGGGUGCGCGUGAUCACUGUGUUCGGAUUUUCGAAGUCAAUCCCAAGCUGGCUAACAUCCAGACGGCUUGCUAUCAGCUGGAACCACCGCACUACGACGGUGUUCAGUCGUUGUUUGAGCACGACGGCCAGCUGUACAGCGGCUCUCGUGAUCACAGCAUCAAACAGUGGGAUCUGGCAUCACGGCAACUUCGACAGUCGGUGAAUGGUGCGCAUAAUGCCUGGGUAUGUGCCUUGCUCAAGGUGCAGUCAUCUAGUGCUGGUGGCCAGAGUGGUGUCUUGGUCAGUGGCUGUCGUAGUGGUAUGGUCAAACUAUGGCAACUCGGCACCUGUGCUCCUAAUGGUGAAAUUGCUGCUCACAAACAGCCUAUCAACGCCAUGGCAGCUAACGACGGGCAGUUGUUCACAGCAUCCAAUGAUCGUACGGUCAAGGUGUGGAAAUAUCGAGAUUGAUUGUACUAACCCUGUCCACCCUGUACACAUGCUACACACGCAAGUGUCGUUCAGUGUACUGACUGACGUUACCCCACGCUCUGCCCAAUGUAUAUUUUUAAAGUUAUUUGUUUGUAUGUCGCAACGCUUGAUGCUCUCAGCCUGCACUUGAGGCCUCCGUCACAGAUAAGAUAUUUUUCAAUAGCCAUCUAUCAGCAAUCAUCAGUUUUGAAAAUUUGAUUUCCUUGCAAUGUCUUCAAGUUGCGGCAGCAUCGUGUGACUGAGAUCACUUUUUAUUAACCAUGUCAUCCACCACUUCAUCAGGAAUUUCCAGCAUUGAGUUGAAAUUGGAUUUUCUGUCAAUGCUCCCUACUUGUAAAAGCAUUCUGUGACCGAGUUCUCCGAACUCUGUGAACUUCUCUUUUUAAAAGCACAGCUUUCUAUCUUCAUUUACCAAGCUUGCAGUGUCUUAGUUCUUUUACUUAACGCUAAUGAAAGGUGAAAUCACCUGUAUCUUAUUUAACCGUUUCUGUUGUAACAUCCACACAGGACUCUGGGUGAGAAAACCUCUCAUGGUCUUCUUUUGUGGCAG